AUGCUCGGCAGCUUUUCCUCGGCACCGCUUCCCAAGCGGAAGCGCUUAUCGUAUGCAUGCAACUAUUGCCGGGCCAAAAAGACACGCUGCGACGAGCAGUUCCCCAGCUGCCAGAACUGCCAACUGGCUGGUGUGCCGUGCGUCACGGUCGACAAGAGGCGCCCGAAUGCCCCCGUCCAGCAUCGCCGCAAGGAUCUCCCCAUUACCGGGCGAUCCCUUGAUAUAGAAACAACAGGCUUGACGGCGCUGGCGUCUCCAGAAACCACGGGCGUUAGUUGCUCCUCCUCCCAGAUCACCCCUGCUACGGUCGCGACGCUUUCACGCUCCGCCUCUCCAGUCGCAAGAGGCCCCAACGAGUGGUCCAACUGGGACACGAGACAUCUCCCGGUGAUUCCCACACGGCCUGGAUCGAGCGUUGUCCAAAUCGCAACGCAGUGGCUCGAUCUAGCCCUUUCUCGGUUGCGGGUUCCACGCUCAAAUCACGUCCGUGCCAGCCUCAGUCCAUGCCUGGCAAGCCCAAAUCCUCCAUGCGAUUACGCGGUUGCGGCGGUAGAACCUGCUCUGCCGCCUCUUGACGAACUACACACAUUCGCCGAGCUGUUCCUCAAGGUCUAUCAUGUGGUGUAUCCGUUUCUCGACCGUCAGAGGAUGCUUCUACUCUUGAAUGAAGUCCCCGACAUACGCCAUAGCGGUGGAAGAAUACGUAGAGACGGCAAGGCUUCUACACUAUUGCUCCUCUAUCUGAUACCUAUCCUGGGCACUAUGGCGAGCCCAACAGUGUCCGAGCAGCGUCUGGACACAUAUCUGGGUUACUGCCACUCUCUUGUUGGUCACCUCAUCCUCCAACCAUCCAUACAGUCGGUGCAAGCCCUCCUUCUUUUCUCAAUGACCCUUCGUCUCCGCGACCAGUUAUCGCAAGCCUGGGAUGUGCUCGCACUUGCUAUCUCCAUGUCGAAAACAUUGCGGCUUGCCGAUUUGACUGCUAACCUGCAAAGCACCCACGGAAGCAAGUCAAGCAGUGAUAAAGAUUCCCUCCGCACAUGGUGGGCCCUAUAUGUAUUUGAAAAGUUUCUUGCCUUCGACUCUGGUCAAAAUUGCAGCCUAGACGAUCCAAUAUUAUCGUCCGUAGGACGCCAAACCCGAACAGAGACCUUGGAACAUGGGAGUGCUCUGGACCUCCAAGAUUAUGAACACUACCUGACAAGCCUAGCCAAUGUACUACGCGAAAUGCAACAUCGCUCAUGGCAUACAUGGCGGACACAGAGUCUAGAUACAACGAGCGAGGCGAAUGCGCGGGCGAGCAAAAUUCGUGCAGCAGGAGCAAUCGACACAUUGCUGUGGAAGUGGCGGGCCAGCCUGCCGCCUGAAUACCAGGUUGGGACGCCUGGCUCGACCGAUGUGCAGCUCACACCUCAGUGGGCAUUUCUCUCUUUUUACUAUCACCUAGCAAUAGUUGUAUUAUAUCGAAACACUCUCCUGCUAGAUUGGAACGAGGUAAAGGGCGAGGUCGAUCGGUAUGGCUCUGGGGAACCCUGGCAUGUCCGGCUUCGCAACGGGCCCCAAAUAUGUCUCGAGGCGGCUAGGGACAUGGUUAGUCUCCAGGUCACAGUGAGCGAAGCCGGCCAGCCCAGCUUUCUCGCCCUCGGGACCUCACCGUUGGCGGCGGUAUACGUCUUCGUUAUCCAGAUUCGACGUCAGCCAGGAUCAAUCCUGACCCGGACACACUCUGAGCUCAUGAAGGCGGCGAUGGCGGUCUCUCAACAACGACAUUCGUUCAACGGGGCCGGAAGCGCGUUGCAUGGAUCCCUUGAGGCAUUGGAGCAGUAUGUCGCCCAGCUCAUAGGGGAGGCGGCCAGUCGGUCUUCAGUCCAGGUCAACCCAGAAUCUGUGGAGGUCAGCCAUGACUCGAUGCCCACGCGAGAGACAUUACCAGAUCCGCUGGAACCUCCAUCGCUCACUUGGGGCUCGUUUGAAAUGUUAACCUGGGAUUGGAAUGAACUCGUUCCGCAGGGCUAG
This is a messenger RNA of Aspergillus puulaauensis, 2016 nucleotides long. RefSeq lists its product as uncharacterized. Gene Ontology annotation, molecular function: DNA binding; zinc ion binding; DNA-binding transcription factor activity, RNA polymerase II-specific. Gene Ontology annotation, cellular component: nucleus. The coding region runs from base 1 to 2016 and encodes 671 amino acids. The transcript has 4 exons. Gene Ontology annotation, biological process: regulation of DNA-templated transcription; DNA-templated transcription. NCBI's taxonomy places the organism in Eukaryota, Fungi, Ascomycota, Eurotiomycetes, Eurotiales, Aspergillaceae. The record is from RefSeq and is a predicted model, not a curated record.